CUCGUCGCCGCCGCCAUUUUAGCUCCCGGUUCCGGCCGCACGGUGUGGGCUGUUGUAGCGGGAGGGGUGGGGGGUCCUCCAGAGUUAAGGCACCGUCCUCGACUGCGCGGAAACAGCCGCCAGCUCCUCUUCUUUCUCUGCUUUUGUAACCGCCCGCUUCAAGAGUGCGAAGAUGUCCAAGCGCCACCGGUUGGACUUGGGGGAGGAUUACCCCUCCGGCAAGAAGCGUGCGGGGACCGAUGGGAAGGAUCGAGAUCGGGAUCGGGAUCGUGAAGAUCGGUCCAAAGAUCGAGACCGAGAACGAGAUAGAGGAGAUAGGGAGCGGGAGCGGGAGAAGGAGAAGGAGAAGGAAUUGCGGGCCUCCACGAAUGCUAUGCUGCUCAGCGCGGGACUGCCGCCGCUAAAAGCGUCCCACUCGGCCCACUCGGCCCACUCGGCACAUUCGGCUCAUUCGGCUCAUUCGGCACACACUGGGCAUGCCGGGCACACGUCACUCCCCCAGUGCAUCAAUCCGUUCACCAACCUGCCCCAUACGCCUCGGUACUACGAUAUUUUAAAGAAAAGGCUACAGCUCCCUGUUUGGGAAUACAAGGAUAGAUUCACAGAUAUUUUGGUUAGACAUCAGUCAUUUGUACUGGUUGGUGAGACUGGCUCUGGUAAGACAACACAGAUUCCACAGUGGUGUGUGGAGUACAUGCGCUCAUUACCAGGCCCGAAGAGAGGAGUUGCCUGUACUCAGCCCAGGAGAGUGGCUGCAAUGAGUGUGGCUCAGAGAGUUGCUGAUGAAAUGGACGUGAUGUUGGGUCAGGAAGUUGGUUACUCCAUUCGAUUUGAAGACUGCAGUAGCGCAAAAACCAUUCUUAAGUAUAUGACUGAUGGAAUGCUACUUCGUGAAGCUAUGAAUGACCCCCUCCUGGAGCGUUACGGCGUGAUAAUUCUUGAUGAGGCUCAUGAAAGGACACUGGCUACAGAUAUUCUCAUGGGUGUUCUGAAGGAAGUUGUAAGACAGAGAUCAGAUUUAAAGGUGAUAGUUAUGAGCGCGACUCUAGAUGCAGGAAAAUUCCAGAUUUACUUCGAUAACUGUCCUCUUUUAACCAUUCCGGGGCGUACACAUCCUGUUGAGAUCUUCUAUACUCCAGAACCAGAGAGAGAUUAUCUUGAAGCAGCGAUUCGAACAGUGAUCCAGAUUCAUAUGUGUGAGGAGGAGGAGGGAGAUCUUCUACUUUUCUUAACUGGUCAAGAGGAAAUUGAUGAGGCCUGUAAGAGAAUAAAGCGUGAGGUGGAUGAUUUGGGCCCCGAGGUUGGUGACAUUAAGAUCAUUCCAUUGUACUCUACACUUCCACCUCAGCAGCAGCAGCGCAUUUUUGAGCCUCCUCCUCCAAAAAAACAAAAUGGAGCAAUUGGAAGAAAGGUAGUGGUGUCAACUAACAUCGCAGAGACAUCUUUGACAAUAGAUGGUGUGGUCUUUGUAAUAGAUCCUGGAUUUGCAAAACAAAAGGUCUACAAUCCUCGGAUCAGAGUUGAGUCUCUGUUAGUGACGGCGAUUAGCAAAGCCUCUGCUCAGCAAAGGGCUGGGCGAGCUGGCCGAACCCGUCCUGGGAAGUGCUUCAGGCUCUACACAGAGAAGGCCUAUAAAACAGAAAUGCAGGAUAACACUUAUCCUGAGAUUUUGCGUUCCAAUUUAGGAUCAGUUGUGUUGCAGUUGAAGAAACUGGGUAUUGAUGACUUGGUACAUUUUGAUUUUAUGGAUCCACCAGCUCCUGAAACUCUGAUGCGAGCCCUGGAACUUUUGAAUUACCUGGCUGCUUUAAAUGAUGAUGGAGAUCUUACUGAAUUAGGAUCCAUGAUGGCAGAAUUUCCACUAGAUCCACAGCUCGCUAAAAUGGUUAUUGCAAGUUGUGACUACAACUGUUCUAAUGAGGUCCUAUCUAUUACUGCUAUGUUGUCAGUCCCACAGUGUUUUGUUCGCCCCACGGAAGCCAAGAAAGCUGCUGAUGAGGCCAAGAUGAGAUUUGCCCACAUAGAUGGAGAUCAUCUGACACUGCUUAAUGUCUACCAUGCAUUUAAACAAAAUCACGAAUCGGUUCAGUGGUGUUACGACAACUUCAUUAACUACAGGUCCCUGAUGUCCGCAGACAAUGUACGCCAGCAGCUAUCACGAAUUAUGGACAGGUUUAAUUUGCCUCGUCGAAGUACUGAUUUUACAAGCAGGGACUAUUAUAUUAAUAUAAGAAAAGCUUUGGUUACUGGGUAUUUUAUGCAGGUGGCGCAUUUAGAACGAACAGGGCAUUACUUAACUGUGAAAGACAACCAGGUGGUCCAGUUGCAUCCAUCUACUGUUCUCGACCACAAGCCCGAAUGGGUGCUUUAUAAUGAGUUUGUCCUGACAACAAAGAAUUACAUCCGGACAUGCACAGACAUUAAGCCAGAGUGGUUGGUGAAAAUUGCCCCUCAAUAUUAUGACAUGAGCAAUUUCCCUCAGUGUGAAGCAAAGAGACAGUUGGAUCGCAUCAUUGCCAAACUUCAGUCCAAGGAAUAUUCACAGUACUGAAUCCAAUGCUCAGAACUGAAGUUAUGCAGAGGACAGCUUUAAAUGAAUGAACUGAAAAGUUCAAGUUGUGCUCUUCACGUUGGUUCCAUAAUGGCCUUUAUUUGAAAGCUUUUUAAUUUUUCUUUACAGUAAAUAUUCCAUUCUGAUUUCAUAAAUUAAACAUUUAUGCCUCCCUUUUGUGUUGACACUGUAGCUCAUACUGGAAAAGUCGAUCAAUGUUUUUGCAGUUUAUUGAAAGUAGUUCUAUAUAUAACAAUGUUACAAGCAUUUCUUUAGAAAUGGUUGAAAAUGCUUCUAAAAUGUGAUUAUCGACCAUGGUAUGCAUGAUCGUUGUAAUUGUUGACAUUCCUUUUAGAAGUUGUGAAACGUUACAACUUGUGCUUAUGUAGACACAAUCUCCUGUCUCCGUACAGAGGCACUGACUUCAAUAAAGUCUAUUUAUACUAAUGUUGGUUAAAGCCCCUGCUAUCUUUGUAGUUUCUUAUGCUUAGCUGCUUCUCUUUCCCAGUGCAGGAUUUUUCCCCCCCCUUAAAAUUAUGCUUUUGUGACACAUUUAGUUGUCUCUGCAGAAUGCGCCUCAGAAAAGUAGUCAUUGAAACAAUAUUAGAGCAUUGUAAAGUAUGUAGUGUUCAUUUGAAAUCGGAUCCUCUGAUACAUGCUAUUGAGUAGGGUGGGUGCUCUUGACUGUCAGUUCUUAAGGUUGGUCAUUUGUUAUCUUUUUGCAAUAUUUUUAUGAAAUCGUAUCAUGCUUAUAGACACACAUUUUAAGCAUGUUAGUUUCUAAAUGCUUUUAUUCGUAUUAGAUAAGAAGGAAUAAUACUGUGUAGGUUUAAAUCAGCUUUACUAAAUUUUUAGUGUUGGGAGUUGUCCUCCUGCAUAUGUUUUAUCAUAUAAUAUGUUAAAAUGUGAAUUUGACUUUCCAUUCUCUGUAAUGGUAGAUAGGAUAACGCCUUUGGAACCAAAAAUGUUGUAUUUAGUAAGACCCAUUUUAGUUUUAUGCUAGAUUACUUUUUUCAAUUGAAUGAUAAAUGUGCGAGAAAAUGUCUGGACUCUUUCCCCAUCUCCACUUUAAAAAGGUUUUUUUUUAAGUGUUAUAAAAGGGUAGAUUUGUGCUAGGGUUGAAGAAAUAUUUGGAGGAAAAUAGAAUAUAUGCAUAUGCAGAGUUUGAGAGUUUGCAGAGUUUAUUGUAAUUGUAAAUGAUGUUCAUCUUGUAAAUGAUUGUACUUUGGGAAUGUCCACAUGGAAUCAGAGCAGGCUGGGCGUUCUCCCAAUAUUGGAUCAGAUCUGGGGGGUUUUUUCCAAUUGCUGCUGUUGACAAGGGUAUGGACUUUAAAGCUGUUCUCUAGUGCCUUUAUUCUAAUAAAUUUGACAGCUGAACAUCAGAGUUGCUAAAAUUUCACGCAUGAUAAGGACCAUCAAGUAAUUCGCUUUGUUGGGUAGAAAAACAUGACAUUUCAAAAUUUCUUCUAUAAUAAUACUUAGAAAAUAUUAAUUCUCCUUUUUAAAAUCAUUCCUUAGAAUGUUGCAUUUUGCUUUGAAUAUGACGUGAGGAAAGUCAACCAAGAACCCACUGACCUGGAGAAAAAUGGAGAAUUAUUAGUUAGAAUCCAAAAUACCACACCUAUUCUACGACCCCACUUUAUAUAGAGCAUUUAUUAGUCAUAAAAUACCUAGAAUUUUAAUGGCCAUCAUUUGGCUUGGGUAUUUAAGAAAAAUCUUUCAUUGUCUCCUGAGUCUUAAUUCUGUUAAAUGCUAAGCUGUCACUGCGUCUCUAUAAUUAGUGGUUUCUGUUUAAAUCCACUGGUUGAUGACUGGGGCCGAGCAGCCUCUUCCCUAGGCCUUCCUGGACCCGCCUUGUUUGCAUUGGAUGCAUUUGGGCUCCUGGUGAUUUUUUUUUUUUUUUAACGGAAGUGUUGAAGUUUCAGUCUUUGUGAGUAAGUCUUGAGAAAAAAUUUUUACAGACUUGCACUGUGUUAAUCUUUGGAGUCUUCAUCACAUAUUAAAAUGUAACUCAUUGUUGGCUCAGUAGUAAUAUCUUAUAUUUCUUAGUCUUGGAAUUCUUAAAGUAAGAAAUUAGCCUAUACAUUGUUUUCGAAUACAGUUUUUACCAUUGGUUAGAAAUAAGUUCAAUUUGGUUUGUGAGGUGCAGUUGAUUUGAAUUUUGCAACUUCUCUUUAUGUUCAGGAAAAUACAAGUGUUGUUUCCUAGUCUCGGGAGUUUUUAAUGAUCCCCGAGAGAACUUGAAACCAAUUUAUGGGACUUGUAAUUUUCCUAGGAUAACCAUGGCUAUUUUGUGGCAACUUGUUUUCACAUUUUGUGAACUUUCUAAAGUACUAUUAAUUGUUAAGGGUAUUUGAAGCACCCUAUAACCAUAUCAUUCAUUAUAUGCUAAGUUUAACCAAAAAAUGGGAGUUGCAUAUCUUCGGCAAGUUUCUUAGGAUUUUAAAAGGAUGCUAUGUAUUGUACAGUCUUUAUUUGUAAGUAAUUGUCACAUUUAUAUAAUUUGAUAAUUUUUAAAAAUCAUUUCUCCUUAAUGACCGUGUUUACUUGUUGGUGCUGCUCUUCUGCCAUACUUCUCUAGAAAUUCUCAAAGCACAGUGACCUGUUUUAUUAAGUACUAGUUCUGAAGAGCAUUGUGAGGCAUAAAGAUAGAUUGGUAAAUCGCAGAUUGAAAAUCUGUUUGGGAUUUUUAAGAAAAUUUUGCAAAACUGUAAAGGAAGGUAUGAUGUGUAUGGUACAAAAGUGCUAUCGGAAAUCAGGAGAAACAAAAUUAGGUAAGUCUUAAAAUUUCACACCCUUGCAGCUGCCACGGGAAGGAUGGAAAUAGCAAACUGUAAGUCAUCAGAGGUUGUGAAGCCUUACUGAGUGUAGGAUAAACUUAAAGCUCUUUAACCAGCUGCUGUGUGUCAGUUUACCUAACAGUACUUUAAGCAAAGCUGAAUGUUCUAUAUGCAAAAUUUCCCCCAGAAUUCCACAGUUGCAUUCUCGGGAGCCUUUUGCAACUUUUUGGUUUGGUAACAAGGUAAUAAUGUUCUAAGAAGGACUUGUACUUGGUUGGACUUCAAGCAGUCACUAUUAGCCUUGAACAGACAGGAUUUCUCAGGUGACUAACAGCAUUGCAAGCCAAGGCAUGCGGCUCACAUAGUUUUUAACUUUCUGUUUUAAUUUGUGUAUCAUAAACUGUACCUGUUUAGAUUUACACCUUGAUUGAGUGUGACAAAAACACAUACUGUUUUAAUCACAACUGGGAUAUUUUUGUCACUCCUGAAGGUUGAUGUGUGUCUCUUUACAGCUAAUGACAGUCACUUACUUAACCAUGUGCUUGGCAGUUGCUGCCUAUUCUUUUCAUUUUUCCAGAAGAUCGUAAAAAUGGAACCAUACUAUGUUCAGUACUUUUGUGUCUGGCUUCUUUGAUUUAAUAAUGUCCUGGAGAUUUCAUGUACCUUGUAUGUGUCCAUAUGUUCUGUGUUUAUUGCUGUGUAAUACUACUCCACUGUAGAACGUAUGCUUAUACAUUUAACAGGUGUUAGAAAGUAGGCUGUUCAGUUUACAGGUUUUUAGUUUAAUACCAAUUUUUGUAACCAUCAAUUAAGAUUAUGGGGUCGUAUGAUUAAGUUGUAUGCUUAUGAAAACUACCGAACAGUUUUUUCUAAAUAUUGUAUUGUUGUUUUUCUACCAGCAUUGUAUUAUUAAGUUCUUCAUCCUGGCAAAUUUCAUAAUUAAAUGUUUAACUUAAAUUUUAACUGGUUAGUAGGUAUGUGGUUGGGCUUCAUUUCUAUUCUGUUUUGCAUUUAAGUACGACUGCUCAUUAAUAGUGUUGGAUUUCUUUUUAUAUGUCUGUUCCACAUUCAUAUCUCCUUAUUUUGCUCUAUUUGUAUUAACCUAUGUCAUUGCUGAGUUCAGGAUUCGUUACACAAAAUGUUUUUGCAGUUUGCUGGCUUA
Ochotona curzoniae (black-lipped pika) is the source of this 6493-nucleotide messenger RNA. RefSeq names its product DEAH-box helicase 15 (gene DHX15). Bases 173 to 2551 code for a protein of 792 amino acids. Lineage: Eukaryota; Metazoa; Chordata; Mammalia; Lagomorpha; Ochotonidae. The record is from RefSeq and is a predicted model, not a curated record. Gene Ontology annotation, cellular component: spliceosomal complex; intracellular anatomical structure. The transcript has 14 exons. Gene Ontology annotation, molecular function: RNA binding; ATP binding; RNA helicase activity.